CUUCCCUCUCCAGCGCGGUGGUUUUUUUGGUCGGAAGCCUUUGAGCUUCCGACGUUUUGAUGCUUGAGCCGCUGGGGGCUCCCUGGCCACUCAAGCAUGCUGGAGCCGGCCUGUGCUCCAUCCUCCGAUGACCCUUCGAGAUCCGGCGACCCUUGGCUCUUUCCUGUUGAUCUUGGUAGGGGUUCAUUGGGUUUUUCUUUUUUUGUUCUGUUUGGUGCAGAUCCGGCGGCUUUCUUUUCUCCUCUGGCGGAUCUGAGGCGGCGCGUGCGAGGGCUACCAGAUCUGACGCCCACCGCGGCUCUUUGCUGGUUCCAAGGGUCUUCCGCCGCCGGAUCAGGUGACCGCACGGCAUCCUGGAGCCUGGUGCUAUUUCUUCAAGGGUAGAUUGAAGGGUGUCCCAGAUGGAUCGGUCGACCGAAGGCCGUGGUAUUUCCGGAGCGUUCGUGGUUGUUCGAGUGCUGAGUGUACCCCCUUCGGCCUCUGGAUAUGGGUCUACUCUGUUCUUUUGUUCCGGUUGUUUUUACUAUUUGUUAUCUUUGUAGAUGCCGUAUGGCGAUCUUUGUAAUGAAUCCAUUCCAUUAUC
Messenger RNA from Rubroshorea leprosula, 583 nucleotides. The record is from the annotation of a GenBank genome assembly. Lineage: Eukaryota; Viridiplantae; Streptophyta; Magnoliopsida; Malvales; Dipterocarpaceae.